GCAUAUUGUGUGUUUUUUUUUUUUUUUUUCACGAUUAUAAUAGACUGGUGUAGUCUAGUUUCAGGUUUUUAUUAAACAGAAAUCGAAGCAACUUCAUUUCCAUUACCCAUGCCCAUCUAAUUCAUAUAGAAAGAUUAGUAGAGAAGUUGAAGCAAAUCUGAGAAACCACUUGUAAAAGAAUGUUUUAUUUGAGCUGAAUUUGACUUCUUUUUUUUUUUUUUUUUUUUUUGAAUUUAAUUUAUUACAGUAUUAUCUUAUCUUCACUAACUUUUCCAGUUUUUGCUCAAGUUUGCUUAGCUUAAAUAGUCUUUGUUCAUACAAGUACUUGUAUAAUGAGGGAGCUCCAGUUGAUCUAUUAGAUCAACAAAAUUUGUCAAUCUAUGCUUAGUCAGUGUUUAGUCAUCAAGGUAGACAUUAAUAUUUCAUUGAAGCUUCAACCUUCCUUCUACUGACACCUCCCACUUCCUUCCACCGAUACCACCAAUUCCACCAAUCCGACACCAUCUGCAUCACCUCCUCCUUCCAACGACACCAUCUGCAUCAUCUCCACCUUUCACCGAAACCAUCAUCUUCUAUCGACGACAUCAAAUUAAAUGAAACCCCUAUGUUAAAAAGGUGAAAUUAAGGGCAUGGUUAACCCUAAAGGGAAGGGGUGCUAUCCUCCUCCAUUAAUGUUACCCUUGGAGCUUCAAUUUCUGUCGGAAAAUUUCGCAAAUCGCCAUCCAUUUAUAAAAUAGAGUAAAAAAAUAAAAAAAGGAUGUUGUACCGUGCUCACCACCAAUUCCUUCUUGUUGGUGGUUGCCGACAACAGGGGUGUCAUAGUGGUGGUGAUUGUGGUCGCUGCCUUAGGCCAUGAGGCUUGGUGUUUAUGGUGGUAAGUUUGUCGUUCAACUGGAAGAUGGAGAUGGUGAUUUGACAAUAUUGCCUAAUCAUGCUUAUGCUUUUACCAAAUUGUCCUAUACUAAAUGAAGGAAAAACUAAAAAUGCCCUUAUGAUUGACAAUUUUUGUUGAUCUAGUAGAUCAACUUGUAUUUCCUCCUUGUAUAAUCCACCUUUUAUUAAACAUUUAUCAUAAAUUGUUAAAUUAAUAUAGCGCAUAUAGUUUUAAUGAAAAUGAGGUUGGUUAAAAUUCAAAGCACAUUACACUAGAGAUCAGAGUUAGUUUCGUCUCAUAAUAUAGUUUCCUUUACAAUACUUUUAAGUGUAUAUAAAAAAAAAAAAAAAAAAAAUUAUAAUAUUAAUUAUAAAUUACACAUUUAGACGAACCUAAUAAUACUGUAUUUCAUAUGAAACGAAGGAGUAUUACAAAGAUGAAUUGGGAAUUCCGUAUAAGUAAAAUUGUAAUACUCUUGAGAUACCAACCACCAGUUUAACCAACUGACAUCACAUUUCAGGGUGGUUUUUAAUUGCAGUUGAGGUGUUAUUCUAUCUCAUAGAGAACCAGAGUAUUCCAUUAAAUCAGAGAACCCAAAAACCCAGUUAAACCUCCAUGAAAACACUCUUUUCAAGCUUCACUCUUUCUCCUCAAUUCCCUCCAAAUACACCUUUCCCAUUUCAAUUCUCCCACCAUUCUCUCUCCUCCACUCCUCAAAAUCUCAGCUUUCUCUCUCCUAUACCCCUCUUUUCCCGCCCAAUUCCCAAACCCUUAUCCACAAAAUCCGACCAAACCCACCAUUCAUCUCCCCCUUCAAACACUCAUGAAGAUGGGAUUCCCAUUGAUUAUGUCAAAACCCUUGUAAAAUUCAAGUCUCGUUAUAAUUACAUUAGGGUUCUAGAAGUUUCUAGAAAGGCUGACCACCCUUUUAGGGGUUCUAGACUUCUCCUUCUAGAUGGUCCUGGAAACAUCCAUAGUAUCAAUUUCUUGUUUAGAACCCUAACUGAUACUUACUUUGAUGUUUUUGGGACAUUGCCUCCAAUUAUACCUCCUGGGCCAAUUGGGGUUUUGGGUUUUGGGGCUGGUUCAGCUGCUAAAAUCUUGUUGGAAUUGUACCCUCAAGGUGUAGUUCAUGGUUGGGAGAUUGAUCCUGCUGUAAUUGAUGUGGGGAGGGAAUUUUUCGGGCUUUCGAAACUCGAAAGACAAUACCCUGAUAGGCUUUUUGUUUACAUUGGUGAUGCUUUGAAAGCUAGUCUUAGAAAUGGGUUUUCUGGGAUUUUGGUUGAUUUGUUUAGUGAAGGAAGUUUGAUACCUGAACUUCAGGACCCUUUGACAUGGGAGAAGUUGAAGAAGAAAUUGAGGGAAGGUGGGAGGAUUAUGGUGAAUGUGGGAGGGAGUUGUGUUGAGGCUGAGGAUUCGAGGAGAGACGGGAAAUUAGUUAUGGAAGAGACUUUGAAGGCAAUGUAUGAGGUUUUCCCUAAUCAACUCUUUGUGUUGAACCUUGGGACUAGGAAGGAUGAUAGUUCCCUUGCUCUUACAGGUGAUUUGCCGAAUUCGAUUGCUUGGAAAAAGGCAAUGUCUAAGUCUUUGAGGCGUUAUGUUGAUAUGUGGACUCCUUUUGGUGGAUAGUUUAUUGCAUGAUAUGCUUCAAUCCAGUAGUCCAUUUAAUUUAGGAAGGAUGGACUUGAAACAAUUCCCCCUUAGUGCCAAUUUGUCGCGGUUAGGAGCAUGUAAACACAAUCCUUGUCAAAUGAAGUUGGUGGGAAUUUGGGAUUGCAAGAAGACUGCUUCUGGAUGAUGCAGAUUCCACUGUUGUUUAAUCUCUCUUGUAUCUCAUUGAUUAUGGAUUUUAUUUGGAGAUUGAAGGAAGUCUAGAAAUGUUGAAGUGUAGGCGUUGUGUUUUGUUAUGUGUGGAAUCCUUCUGAAAGAUGAACCAUAGUCCAUAUCAUAUUGAUUGAUUGUUUAAUUGGUGACUGUAUAAUGGACAAUAUAUAUGAGUUGAUUUGUAAUUAAAAUUUAUGCCUUUUCUU
Molecule: messenger RNA, 2904 nt
Organism: Chenopodium quinoa (quinoa)
Lineage: Eukaryota; Viridiplantae; Streptophyta; Magnoliopsida; Caryophyllales; Amaranthaceae
Exons: 1
Coding region: 1490-2503 (337 amino acids)
Biological process (GO): polyamine biosynthetic process
Molecular function (GO): thermospermine synthase activity
Source: RefSeq, a predicted model, not a curated record